Striga asiatica is the source of this 682-nucleotide messenger RNA. NCBI's taxonomy places the organism in Eukaryota, Viridiplantae, Streptophyta, Magnoliopsida, Lamiales, Orobanchaceae. The record is from the annotation of a GenBank genome assembly.
CCUCACCAACUUCAAUACCAUUUGAUUUUGUCAAAGAAAAUGAGCACAACAAAUAACACAUUCUCCUUUGUCUUGCUUAUUAUUUUCUUGCUACUCACUACUAGUGAGGCCCUUAGGCCUUAUCAAUUUAGCCACCAUGGGACAGGUGCUUACAAGGUUGAGGAAAGCAAGAUGCAGCAAAAGAGUGAAAGAGGAAUGGAGUUGGAGGUAUAUCUAACGGGUUCGAGUCUUCCAGAUUGUUCACAUGCAUGUGGGCCAUGCACCCCUUGCCACAGGGUCAUCGUUAGCUUCACUAAAUGCUCGGUUGAGUCAUGUCCCGUUAUCUACCGCUGCAUGUGCAAAGGAAAAUAUUACCACGUCCCCUCCAAUUAAUUCAUUACAACACUUUUUCUUCCCUUUAAUUAAUUGUUUCUUGGAGGAAUUAAUCUUUGAUUAAUUUUAGUAGUAUUACUUUUCUUUGUUCAAGUGUGUUCGAGUCUUAACCAUGCAAAAAGUUGCAAUUGUCACAAAGUGUGAGUUGUAAAUACCGGAGAUGAUCGAGUUUUGGUUCUUCGGAUCUUCUGGGCAGUUGGCAAGUUUGAUUCAGUGUUGGCUAUUUUCAUCUUAAUCAUAGCUCAAGCCUUCUAUUUGCUUAUUUUAUCUUGUCUCUUCAGAAAGAUCAAAGAAAAAAGUAGAGGUUCUC